AGUUCUUGAAGCCUUACUUAACGAAAUAGAUAGCGGUGCCGAAUAUAAAGAUAAAUUAGACAAAAUGAACGCUUCUGUAAAAAAAAUGUUAAAAUUAUACGAAUGGAAAGGUGACGAUGGCAAGGACGAAGUUGAAAAUAUAAAUAAUCUAGAAAA
This is a messenger RNA of Dentiscutata erythropus, 156 nucleotides long. NCBI's taxonomy places the organism in Eukaryota, Fungi, Glomeromycota, Glomeromycetes, Diversisporales, Gigasporaceae. The record is from the annotation of a GenBank genome assembly.